GUCGCUCUCGUUCUCUCCUGUCAUUGGCGGUACGCUCGGCAGCAACGUACCUAUUUCGGAGAAGUUCCGGGUUCAGGACGUCUUCAACACCGGUCAGAUUCUGCACUUAAUGAGAAGAAAUGAGCUGAGAGGUUGAAACGAUGGAGUCUAGCAAGGUCCCUCUGCCUUCCUGAAGACCGCAAGAUGCAACAGGGGUUGCAGGCCAACAAACUUGUAACUGUUGUUAUGUGCCCAAGAUGUAGCCUUUCAUUUUUAGCAGCCUGAGUGGCGUUGCCAAAAUACAUCAACACAGGGUGGUUCCUUUGUGUACCAUGCAACUGAUUGAGUAGGUGGGACCAUGGCAGAGGAUUGUGAUCUUGCCCCAUCUCUUGACAACGUCUUUGACAUUUUGUCCAGAGUUCCAAAGGAACGACUGCUCAGCUUGUGGUACAAGUUUAACCCUGACAACUCAAACGCGUCCAAGGUACACAGUCUCCUCUAUAGCAUCAUAUCGUUUUUCCUGAGAAAGGAAAAGGAGGCUGAGAUAGCAGUGAGGUCAGUGUUAAACGAGAGACCUGCAGACAGAUCCACUUUGUACAUUUACAACAGAAUUCAAGGUUUGGCUGAUGCUGCAGAUGGAGAGGAGAAACCACCGGAAAAUUCAAAUGAAGACCUUUCUGCGGAAGGCAGAAGUUUUCUCGCAGACCUGGCUUUCAUGUUCAUUGUGCUUGUGGAGGAAAAUCUCUGUAGUCCCUCCGUCAGGGAUCGAGCAUGUCGGGCUGCUGUCAAAGCGUUCAAGUCCAACAAACAGGACUGCAGUGUGGAACGUCAGGAGCUUGUUGAAAAAUUCAGGUUGCGUUUUGGCUUUCUGGAUUUUGAGGGCGAGGAGGAAAAUGCCGGAAUAUCAGCUCUGAAGUCAAUCAAAGAGCCAAACCAGAGCAAGGUAACAACUAUGGCAUUCAGAACUGAUCCAAUGACCAUUCCAAGUCAAAUAACAAUUAACUCACACGGUACUUCAGAAAUGACACUACCAAGCCAUUUUGAAAUUAGUGCAUCUCCAACUGCAUCAUUCACUACCAAUCUCAGUCCAAAUGAUUUAGAAUCAUCGAUAGUGAAUGCUGAAGACUGUACAAUUAAUUCUGCCGAUUUUACCACUGUAGGCGCAAAUAAUGAUAAUAUUCCAUCUUCUGACAGUUGUUUGGGAAGGGGAAGGGUGACCCCCAGUAUUGGGGGUCAUCGUCGAGAAGAGCAGGCUCCUGCCUCACUUGGUUCCGCCGAAGGUUCAUCAGGAGACAAAGUGAAUGAAGCGAGGCCAUCUGAAUCUACUGGAAAAAAAGACAGUGAUCAGAUAGUCACUUCAAAGUCUAAAAUGUCAGAGGGCUGGAGCACAGGAACUGGAGACUUUACCAAUUCCAUUUCACACAAUCCGUCUCAGGAAGUGACCAAACCAGAGGCAAGCGACCAGUCCAGUUCUUCUGACAACACUUCUGAUAAACCCAGCCCUUCUGGAGAGACUCCUGAAGCAAUGGUGGAGAGCUUCGAGGACACAUUUUACCCUUUUGUUGUCUUGCACGUCCCGGAGGACAUUGAGAUUGCAGAACACGUUCGGGAUAAACUGGAAUCGUUGGGGGUAAAAGGCACAACAAUUGACGAUAUCUCUGUCCCGGGACAGUCUCCAAUAAGGUGCAUUGAAGAUGCAGUUAACAACUCUGCCUUCACAAUCCUUCUCCUCACAAAGAAUUUCAAUACACGCUGGGCUGACUACGAGGCCAACGUUACUCUUAUGCAUUCGAUCAACAACAAGCAUAAGUACAACACAGUCGUUCCACUGCUACCGAAGCAGAACCCAUUACAAAAAGACAAGAUUCCCUUUGCGUUUCAUGCUAUCAUAAGUUUGAAUGAGAAUUCCAGGUACUUUGAAAAGCACGUGAAAAAUAUUUUUACAAAAACCGUACUUGAGAAUCACAGAAGAGUUUGGCUUCAGCAGCAAAGACAAAAGCAGAUUCAAUCAAAAGCCAAUCAGAUUAAAAAAGACAUUCAGGUUACUCAGGAAACACUAUCAAAUCAAAUUAGAUAUAUGCAGCUUUACAAUCAACUGGCUGAGAUGCAGAAACAUUGUCAGCUCGUCCAGCUACCACCUCUGCCCCAUCCAGGUAAUGUCCAGGAUCAGCCCGUGUUAAAUCCACCUCUGUACUCCAACUUCUCGACACCCUUUAACCUUCCCAUACCACCAGUGUCACUGAACGCACCACAUAGCAACCCAGUCACACCAUCAGCCUCUCAGUUUGCCAGCCCCAGCAAUAGCCAAGGAGGUCAGAAUGUAACUGUCGGUCAUCCCAUGCAGACGUCGGGUCAAGGUACAAACAUCAUCCAGAUUCACCAUGCCAAAAAUGUCCAGAUAGGGGACUCCAACCAGAUGACAAUAACAGAAUGCAUGGCGAGUAGGGAAAGCACUGAUGACGAGGAGGAAGAGGACAGUCACCGCAACACAUAUAUUUAAAUGUAAUUUUUGUUAGGUGACAUAUUCUGGUAGACAUUAUCUGCAAAUAACACACAGAAAUAUAGAUUUUCUUUAUUUGGGGUACAUGGUAUGUAGGGCACAGAAAAUUUAUUCCAUGGAAUGUUAAACCAUUCCAGUCCUGUACUUUAUACCUGAAGUACAGAUAAACCUCUGAUUCUUCAGUGUUAGUGACUCUUUGGCAGGAAUGCCACAGUCUGCCUCAGCUGAUGAAGGAUUUAAGCAGACCCACUGUCACUGUUACCCAGUGACUCUGUGUCCGUCAGGAAAGACUGAACUAGUUGGCGGGAGGCUGCUCCCUGCCCCUUUUUCCUACUACGAUCAAAUGCUCACUGUUUAAGCUCAUAUGUGCUUAAUGGCCUUUGCUUCAGCCUAAGCAGCAGUCACACAGUUACACUGUGUGAUUCAGCGACUUCGGAAGGACAGGGUUGCAUGAGAGAUUUUUGUUUUUUUAAAGAUUUUUCAUUUAAAAUGCAAUCUGUACUUAUUUUUGAAUUAGUUCCAGGGGAAUUCUAGCAAAUAAAAAUUAAUCUUUGU
Messenger RNA from Pristis pectinata (smalltooth sawfish), 3034 nucleotides. It is a transcript of the gene ticam1, whose product is annotated as TIR domain containing adaptor molecule 1. Lineage: Eukaryota; Metazoa; Chordata; Chondrichthyes; Rhinopristiformes; Pristidae. The transcript has 2 exons. Gene Ontology annotation, molecular function: protein kinase binding. Bases 338 to 2479 code for a protein of 713 amino acids. The record is from RefSeq and is a predicted model, not a curated record. Gene Ontology annotation, biological process: TRIF-dependent toll-like receptor signaling pathway; positive regulation of myeloid dendritic cell cytokine production; lipopolysaccharide-mediated signaling pathway.